CACGGGAGACGCGCUUGUUUCCUGCCGUUUCCAUAGCGAUAGCGGCGCGCCAGAGACAUUUAUAUUAUAAUUUUUUUCAGCGUGAGAAAUACAAUGUGUGGCGGGAGUGCGUGACAAAAAACCGUGACUUUCAGGCUCAAUCCGUGAGACUUGAGAGCCCAAAGUGUAAAAAUGUGGGAAACUCAGAGCGAGGCGCGUCACGUGGCUUAAAACCGGAAACAUUUGAAAGAGUUAAAGGAAAAACGAAGCGCGUUGGUUUUGUCCCCGUGCGCUCUCCGUAGUAACGGCUGGUUCGUGACGUCACGAGGAACUCUGGUCUCUGAUUGGUGGAUUGUGAGUUUAAAUUGUUUAAAUUCAUGCCGGAGCUGCGGAUAAAAACAGAGUGAGUCCGAGGGGAAGAGGAGAGACUGCAGCAGUACAUUCCAGUAUCAGCGUGUCGUUCCUGACGUGUCAAGUAUAAGAGUGAUGCGGCGUGACACGUCCUCACGCAGACGGAAGCAGGUGACUCCACAGCGCAGGGCUCCCUCACGCACACGCAGACACAGCGGACCCUCAGAGGCAUCACCAAGGAGGAAACGGAGAUUUCGCCCAGGGAUGAGGGCGCUCAUGGAGAUUCGAAAGUUCCAGAAGACGACAAACCUGCUGCUGCGUAAAGCACCGUUUUCACGUCUGGUGAAGGAGGUGUGUCAGAUUUUCAGCAGGGAGAAUCUGCGGUGGCAGGCCUACGCUCUCUUGGCCCUACAGGAGGCUGCCGAGGCCUUCCUCGUCCGGCUCUUCUCUGACGCGAACCUGUGUGCAAUUCAUGCGAAGCGCGUGACUCUGUUCCCCAAAGACAUCCAGUUGGCUCGGCGAAUCCGAGGAGUGGAGAACAUGUGACCUGCCUGACUUCCUGUUUGUGUGUGUGAGAGAGAGAGUGAGAUGUACACAGUUUUCCCCACAUGUAAUGAAAUGAUGAUAAAUUUAAACAUAUAUUUUAUAAUAAUUUACACUUUUUUUUUUUUUUUUUUAAUGAAGCACGUUUUAUUCUAAAAUGAUUCCCAAUGGGGCGGCACGGUGGUGUAGUGGUUAGCGCUGUCGCCUCACAGCAAGAAGGUCCGGGUUCGAGCCCCGUGGCUGGCGAGGGCCUUUCUGUGCGGAGUUUGCAUGUUCUCCCCGUGUCCGCGUGGGUUUCCUCCGGGUGCUCCGGUUUCCCCCACAGUCCAAAGACAUGCAGGUUAGGUUAACUGGUGACUCUAAAUUGAGCGUAGGUGUGAAUGUGAGUGUGAAUGGUUGUCUGUGUCUGUGUCAGCCCUGUGAUGACCUGGUGACUUGUCCAGGGUGUACCCCGCCUUUCGCCCGUAAUCAGCUGGGAUAGGCUCCAGCUUGCCUGCGACCCUGUAGAACAGGAUAAAGCGGCUAGAGAUAAUGAGAGGAGAGAAUUCCCAAUGAUUAAUUUAACCUGUAAUUGUGUGUUUGUUUGUUGUUGUUUUUUUUUAAAUUCCUGCUCCAGAUCCUGAGCUGUGAUCAGACUGAUGGAGUUUAUUAUAAUGUGGAACUGUAGCAGAUUUACAGCAGCACUCAGCUUCUGUAUGGAAUAAAUACGUCUUAUUUUCACCUAAAACAGUAAAUUACUUCUGUCCUUCCAUCUCUCGUUAAAAUAAUCUGUAAAUGAGGCGGUGGGUUAUGGCGUCCUCCUGAUCACAGACUGGCUGCUGUAACUGUGCAGUUGUGUUUUCCUGUGUGGUGAUGAUGUGGGUUUAGAUGUUUAAUAAGGACCUCUGAGGACAUGGCCCCUCCCCAGGCUCCUCCUCCUCCUGCACACUCAGGAGUGGGGAGGGGUUGAGACACGCCCACAGUAACAGUGCUGUGUGUUGAAUGUGUUAUUAUCUCAUAAAACCGUGUGUGCGUUUUUCACACACCAACCCGUGUUUGAUUAUUAACCUGAAAUGUUGUUAUAUAAACGCGUCUCUUCUGAUUUUAUCCCCCUUUUCUGUCCAGUCUGAUCUCUUAAUUUUUUUUUGUAUGAAGUGAUUUAUUUGUUUUUUUUAAUUUGUACAUAAUGAUGUUUUUACUGUUUAAUAAAAAGUUUUGUAAGAGUG
Neoarius graeffei (lesser salmon catfish) is the source of this 2078-nucleotide messenger RNA. RefSeq names its product histone H3-like centromeric protein A. Bases 466 to 876 code for a protein of 136 amino acids. The transcript is spliced from 5 exons. Gene Ontology annotation, molecular function: protein heterodimerization activity; DNA binding; structural constituent of chromatin. Gene Ontology annotation, cellular component: nucleosome. Lineage: Eukaryota; Metazoa; Chordata; Actinopteri; Siluriformes; Ariidae. The record is from RefSeq and is a predicted model, not a curated record.